Messenger RNA from Dioscorea cayenensis subsp. rotundata (Guinea yam), 804 nucleotides. Its product is annotated as molybdopterin synthase catalytic subunit. Gene Ontology annotation, molecular function: molybdopterin synthase activity. Lineage: Eukaryota; Viridiplantae; Streptophyta; Magnoliopsida; Dioscoreales; Dioscoreaceae. Gene Ontology annotation, cellular component: cytosol. The record is from RefSeq and is a predicted model, not a curated record. Gene Ontology annotation, biological process: Mo-molybdopterin cofactor biosynthetic process. The coding region runs from base 50 to 628 and encodes 192 amino acids. The transcript has a single exon.
ACCUCCCAAAUCCAAUCCACAAUCGGAGCAAAGCUUAGAAACUGACCUCAUGGCGGCGGUGGUGAUCGGAGAGGAAGCCGAUGGCGAUCAGACCUUGAUCGAUGUCUUAGAGCCUUCCAAUGGCCCGAUUGACAUCGUGCGAUACGUGAACUUCGUGAGGGAUCCCGCCGCCGGCGCUAUCGCCACAUUCGAGGGCACGACGCGCGAUACGUUUGAGGGGAAGCGAGUGGUGGAGCUCCGCUACGAGGGGUACGUGCCGAUGGCCUCCCGCCAGCUGCGCGUUAUCUGUGAUGCGGCGCGGGAGAUGUGGGCGGUCCGGCGAAUGGCUGCGGCGCACCGGCUGGGUACGGUGGGGGUUGGGGAGGCGAGCGUAUUCGUGGCGGUUUCGGCUGAGCACCGAGCGGAGGCGAUGGAGGCGUGCAGGUACGUGAUUGAUGAGGUGAAGGCGUCGGUGCCGAUCUGGAAGAAGGAGGUCUACGACGACGGCGAGGUUUGGAAGGAGAACAAGGAGUUUGUGGAGAGGCGGCCGGAGCUAGGGUUUGGAAUGAAGACGAAGGUGCACGAUAAGGUUUCCCGAUGCUGCGGGCAUAAGGUAAGGGUGGAAGCGGAGGGAGAAGAGCCUAAAUAAAAUUUUACUAUCUAAGUUAUCCGUUAUUUAUUACUUUUUUUUUUUUACCUUUUAAUCCUGUAUUUAAUCUCAGUUGAAAUCCAUAUUAAUCCCUGAAUUUCAAUUUUUUAUAAUUGGAACAUUAUAUAUAUAUAAUAAUUCAUUGCAAUGAAUGUACAUAUGGCUGCUGGAUGAAA